AUGGGGUUAAAGGCAACAAAAGUGAUGGGUCUAGCUAAUAUAACAGUGGGAGUAAAAAUGCUUGCAAGGAAAAUUUCUCUAUUGGAUGGAGUAGCAGCAGAACUAAUAGUACUGGUGGUGGAAAUUGGAGUAAUGGUGGCAGAGGUAACACUAGUGGUGGUAGAGGUAACACUGGUGGUUGGACUGGAACCAAUGGUAGUGGAAGCGCUAAUAGUGAUCAUUAGUGCAAUAAUGAGGGGCGUGGAAGAGGAAGGAAAAGCGACUGGAGUGGCUGGGAAGGUGGGAAGGGAAUGGAUCAUCAGCGUAGCAGUAAUGGGCAUGGACGAGGGCAUGGAUGAAGGCAUGGGAACAGAGGUGGCUUAG
Dovyalis caffra is the source of this 363-nucleotide messenger RNA. The record is from the annotation of a GenBank genome assembly. NCBI's taxonomy places the organism in Eukaryota, Viridiplantae, Streptophyta, Magnoliopsida, Malpighiales, Salicaceae.